AGGCUCAGUCGCCGUUGCUUUUGUGCAGCUUUCAUUUGGGUUUUUCUCAGUUUGAUCCUGAAGCCGAUCAGCUGUAGCGUCAUGAAUCUGUGGCUCAGCAGCUGCUUCCUGGUAGCCAAGCUGUUUCUCAUCGCCUCGGCUCUGACACCUGAAGAGUGCCAAACCAAGGUCACGCCGUUGUCUCUGGACGACCGUUCAACAAUGUACGGCAGGUGGACCUUCAUCAUGGGUUACACCGACAGUGACGCAUUUAACAUCAUCCUGAAACACACAGAAAGCUCGUGGAUGAAUGUCACCCCGUCAUCAAGCCCAAAUGAAGAUGUUGUAUCUCAGGAGGAGAAGUUAAAUGGGACCUGCUUUCCCUCAACUGUCAACGUAACUUAUGAUGGCAAUAUUGCAUUAAUGUCAAUCGCCAACCUCACCUCGAAGUUCCACGUACUGCCGAGCAGCGUCGGCUGCCUCGUCAUGAGCAUCAACAGCACCAUCAGAGACCUCGACAAAAUACUUGAUGCCCUGAAAAUCGACAGGACUGUGACAGGGGACGAGAUCAAGCUUCAGGCUGUUUAUUUUAUGUGCAGAGAGCCGACCCUGAAGGACUCGGACCUGGGACUUUUUAAGCAGCAGGCGAGCUGCCUCGGCUUCUCCAGAGACCCGGACUUCCUCUACGACCCCAAGAACGAUUUCUGUGCUGAAGGCGAGGGCGUGAGGCUCUUCUGAAUUUGAGAACAACUUUCAUCAGUAUUUGGAACUGAACCUGACAAAGUAAAGAAGCUAAAUGUGACUCAAGCAUCAAA
This is a messenger RNA of Plectropomus leopardus (leopard coralgrouper), 794 nucleotides long. RefSeq lists its product as uncharacterized. Lineage: Eukaryota; Metazoa; Chordata; Actinopteri; Perciformes; Serranidae. The record is from RefSeq and is a predicted model, not a curated record.